CUCUGACAGGAUUACACGAGUUUCCUCAAUUGAACACAGUGAAGUCAAACGCUCGGACAUCCCGCUGGAGACUCUGGUGCUUUUGACUGAAAAAAAGAAGAAGAAGAAAAGUCGACCACAGUUACUUCUCUACGAGUAGAUGUAAAGCGACAGCGGGACCCGGGGUUAAAUGUUUGCUGUGCUGUUGGGCUCUGCUGCCGCCGCUCGCCCUGCAGCCUGCAACACUAAUGACUAAUGUGGUUUCUUAACACACGCCCGCAUUUCAGUGAAGCUGCCCGUCAAUUUACUAUAGUUUAGGCUACAAGUCGUCAUGAUGACUCGGAUUUUCUGGGAUACAUUUUUUCUCAUAAGCGGUACUUUUAGUAUGUCUGUGGUACUCAAUGGUUCCCUUUUUACAUUUGGAGCAGGGCCAAGCAAUUCCACAAUUAUUGAAGCCAGCAUUUCCAUUGAUACAAACUCCAGUGCUGCUCUGAACACCUCAACAAGCAGCUCUGCAACAAGAAGCACAACUACCACAACUAUUGCAACUACAACUAACGUCCCUCCAGUUAAAAAGUUUGUGGCAGCGGCUGUUCGGUCUCAUUUUGAUGACUGUCCAGACUCCCACCGCCAUUUCUGCUUCCACGGCACAUGCCGCUUCCUGAUAUUAGAGGAGACACCUGCAUGUGUGUGUCAUCCAGGCUUUGUUGGGAUGAGGUGUGAGCAUGCAGACUUGCUUGCUGUAGUAGCAACUAAUCACAGACAACAGACCGUUGCCACAGUGCUGGUGUUGUGUGUGAUUGGGUGUGUUCUCAUCAUGGUGUUGUGUACACUUUUACAUUGCUGGUGGAGGCAGGACUGUCGCAGGCAGAGCCACACACAUCAAUACGUCCCAGAGAAGCACGGAGCAUCCUGCUAUCCUUCUGAGAGUGUGGUUUGAGAAGACAUCUUGCUGGAACAUGAGCUGUUUGCAUCACGCCGUGUUUAGUUUACCUCAUCUGUCCGGCCCACAAACCCUCAGGGUUACAUCCAAAGUGGUUUUCACAUGUUCUGGUCAAGCAGACCUGGCCAGAGCUGAAGAAGCAUUAUUGUCAGUGUGGCUAAGGUAGGCCUGCUGGAUGUGGGAGGUUAAAUGUUCCAUGACAUUGCCUAGGAACACGUUUGCAUUACUCUUUGAUUCUGUGGAAAUACAACAGUCUGUUUGAAGCUCCGAGGAUGAAGCUGCUGCCAAAUCCUACAUGGGAAGAGCUCUGUGUGUCCUGAUUACUGUUUAUGGCUGGCCUAGAGGACAUGAGAAAUGACCUGCAAGGCCAUUAAUCAUCCUGCGUUGAUGUUGAAUAGGAACAGUGUUUAUUUUGGGCUGCGGGACAACAAUAAUUCAUUUACUUAAGUCAGAAAACCCCAAUUCCUAUUUUUGUCUUUUAAUAACUUCGCGCACUUUUCAUCCGAACUCUACAAGCACAGAGGACAUUUUUAAGAAAUGAUGGUGGGGGAAAACUGAUGCUUUAAACAAGUUUUAGUGUCUGUUUUUAAAGAAGGAACUCACUUCACUUGAUAGGAGUAGGAAUUGUUAAAUGGACUGACUGCUGAUGGAUUAAAAACCCUGGAAAACUUCAAUCAGUAAUUAUAAACAAAACUUAAAAUUGUUCCAAUAUGUUUUUUUAAAUAUGAUUUGGAGAAAGAAAUCAUCCAGGUAUUUUUUUUUUUUUUCAAAUGAUUUGAUGACUCCAGUAUUGCUACUGAAGCUGAAAUAUUUGUCAGUUUUAUUUUUUAUUCCUGAGCUGUACUUGGACAUGUUAAUGCAUCAGAGGUUUUUGAUUUGCAAGCUAUAACUGUAACGCCACAUGCACACCCUGGGAGGCCACGUUAUCCCAUGGUCCUAUUUUACUGUUGCACUUUUCUGCAAGCUUGCUGUUCCUAAAAAAACAAACAAACUGCAGUUACUGUACUUGAAAAAGUGUCCACAUAAUGAGAGAUGCCAAAUACACUUGUUUCUAACUUUGCCUGAAAGAGCACUGAAGGGAAGAGGCACACAGUUUGUACACAUCCACCUAAGCAUGCAUGCACUUAAAUCACAGCUUGUAUUUUUUAAAGAAACAACACAAAACACUUUUUUUAUUUCAAGAGUGGUGUGUUAUAGCAUUGCCUAUGCUUUAAAUGUAAAUACUUUUUAAAGAGAGAAAAAGCCUCUGAAGGUUAAUUUAAAACACAAUAUUUAAGACUUUCUUAAAAAAACUGGAAUAAUAAGUGGUGAAGGAAUACAAAAUAAUGAUUAGAAACUGAUAUAAAGUGUGUAUGUGCUUUGUGUGAUAAGAUGGGGAGGAAAAAAACCCAUCCACCAUAAAAUGAAUGUGAUGGUAUUUAUAUGCCAGAAGACUCUGAGGGGAUGAUACGCUUGUCUUUGUUUACAGUAUGUGAUGAUAUUUACAUUCAGAAUAUGUGUUAAUAUUUGUUAUUACAGCAUUUCAUGUGUAAAUAUCAAAACCACAGAAAUAUUCAAUGUGUAUAUAUACGGUGUCAAUACAAAAUCAUCUGAAGAGGGUGAUUUUUCUCAUGCAUUAACCCUUUGUCAGAUUUAUGUUGUCACAAUUGGGAAGCCUCUAUUAUAUGCGUUUUCCAAUGAAGAAUAAAAAAAAAAAAUGCAAA
This is a messenger RNA of Siniperca chuatsi (mandarin fish), 2625 nucleotides long. RefSeq names its product transforming growth factor, alpha (gene tgfa). Bases 311 to 919 code for a protein of 202 amino acids. The record is from RefSeq and is a predicted model, not a curated record. Lineage: Eukaryota; Metazoa; Chordata; Actinopteri; Centrarchiformes; Sinipercidae. Gene Ontology annotation, biological process: epidermal growth factor receptor signaling pathway; positive regulation of mitotic nuclear division; positive regulation of cell population proliferation. The transcript has 7 exons.